Musca vetustissima is the source of this 3502-nucleotide messenger RNA. RefSeq lists its product as uncharacterized. Bases 1 to 3501 code for a protein of 1166 amino acids. The record is from RefSeq and is a predicted model, not a curated record. Gene Ontology annotation, molecular function: RNA binding; ATP binding. Gene Ontology annotation, cellular component: intracellular anatomical structure. The transcript has 3 exons. NCBI's taxonomy places the organism in Eukaryota, Metazoa, Arthropoda, Insecta, Diptera, Muscidae.
AUGUCAACAAAUACUAACCGAAGACGUCGUCAAAAGCCAGCCGGUUCUAAUUCCAAUUCUGCAAAUCCUAACACCGGAAAUCGUAACAAUGGUAAAAUUGAACGAGUCAAUAUACCCGAAAGCGAUCGAUUGCCGCUGCAGACAAAAAUAUCCAAUUUUCUUGCCAGCAGUGAAGAUGAAAUUGUGCUAAAGGGCCUGAGUAAUUUACAUCGGAAAUAUUUACAUCAAUAUGCCGCACAGAGAGGUCUAAAGAGCAAGAGUUAUGGUUCAAAGAACAAUCGUGAACUGCACAUAAGCAAACGUAAACGACUGGUGACGCUGGGUAAUUCUCAGCCACUGUAUAUAGCGCCGGCCACAAGGACUAUGCUGCAGAGUCUUAUGCCGGCCAUACAAUCACAAUUGGUUGCCAAUCAGGCUCUACUGCAAUCGAAUGCACAUCGACACAAAGGUAUACGCAGUGAAUCGUUGUCGGUCGCGUUGGGUCCGCGUAUGGUUCCGCCGCGGCCGCAACGUAUUAGCAAUGAGCUGUUUCGGGAUAAGCAGGAAUUGCCGAUCUAUCAUUAUCAAGCGGAGUUACAUCAAAUGCUAAAGCAACAUAAUGUCUUUAUUAUAAAUGGUGAAACAGGUUCGGGAAAGACAACACAAGUUCCCCAAUACAUUUUGAAUGAUGCGACAAGACGUAAUAGGCCUUGUCGCAUUGUUGUUACACAACCUAGAAGAGUUGCUGCCGUUUCUGUGGCCCAUCGUGUGGCUGAAGAAAGAGGAGAACCACUGGGAGAAACAGUUGGUUAUCAAAUACGUAUGGAAAGUCGUGUUAAAAAGACAUCCAAUUUAAUCUACACUACAUCUGGUUGUUUUCUACGCUCCUUAAUGUCGGAUGUUCGUGAUCUAUUCCGCAAGGUGACACAUUUGAUAAUCGAUGAAAUACAUGAACGUGAUAAAAAUACCGAUUUUACCCUGAUCACCGUCAAAGAACAACUGAAAUUGAAUAAAGAUCUCAAAGUUAUUCUCAUGUCUGCCACCAUGGAUAUUCAAUUAUUAUCGAAAUAUUUUGAUAAUUGUCCAGUAUUAAAUGUACCCGGUCAGGGUUAUGAUGUAAAAAUCUAUCAUUUGGAGGAUAUACUCUAUCAUACGGGUUACCGGACAGCUCUAAUGGAAAAAUAUCUACGUUCCAUGAAUGACAAUUUCCAAAUGCCGGUAACUAUGUUUGAUGAUAACAUUUUAGAAUCGGGACGUCGUAAUACAGCCGAACGUUUGGAAGAUGAAUAUUUACAGCAAGUACUGGACACGUUAAUUGAACAGUGUUGUGAUAGCUUCGAAAUGAAAUCACGCGAGGAAUUACAUGAAAUGUUCGAUCAAAUCCAAUAUUAUAUUGAAAGUGAGGGUAUGUCCAUAAAUGCAGGACACUCGGAAAGUGGUAUAACACCAUUAAUGGCUGGUUGUAAAUGUAAUAUGCCGGAUUUUGUACAAUUCGCCGUACGACGACAAGCUAAUGUGUUGAUACGUGAUAAUGAUGGUUAUGAGGCAAUUGAUUAUGCCCGACUGCAUCAGGAUGGUUUGUGUUUACAGAUUAUCAUGAAUGCCUCACAAUGUAUGAACAGUAUGAAACAACAGGAGGAGUUGAGUCAACAGGAUAAAGAAAAGCAGAAAGUAUUGUUGGCAUAUCAACAACAAUUUAAUGAUGACAAUGAAGUCGAUCAUGAUUUAAUAUUAUCGCUACUUGAGGGCCUCUAUCGUAAUGCCCAUCCGGGUGCAAUUAUGGUAUUCUUGCCCGGCUACAAUGACAUAGUGCAACAGAGAAAUUUAAUACAGAGCACAUUACCCGGAGGUACUUAUAAAUUGUGUAUACUGCAUGGACAAAUGGAUUCAAAGGAUCAAUUUGAGGCUUUGCAACAACAUCCUGUACGUAAAAUUAUACUUUCUACAAAUAUUGGCCAGACAUCAAUUACAAUACCCGAUUUGGCCUACAUUAUUGAUUCGGGUAAAGUGAAAAUGAAUACCUAUGAUUCCAUAACGGAGUCAUCACAACUGCAAUCUAUAUGGAUAUCACAAGCUGAUGCCUGUCAAAGAUCUGGCCGUGCUGGACGCACACAAAAUGGUGUAUGCUACCGUUUAUAUUCCACGGCAAAAUAUCAAUUUAUGCCACAAUUUAGCAUACCCGAAUUUAUGCGUAUUCCGUUGACAGAGAUUUGUCUGUAUGCCAAAACCUUAGAGCCGAAAUGUGAAGUUCAACAAUAUUUACAGAAAUCCCUAAAUCCUCCUUCCAGUUUCAGCAUUCAAAAUGCUUUGAGAAAAUUAAAAAUUCUAGGCGUGUUUCGUGAUGAUGAAUCGGUAACGGAAUUAGGCAAACAUUUGGUGGAUAUACCUUUGGAUGUACAAUUGGGCAAAUGUUUGCUUUAUGGGGUGUUUUUAAAAUGUUACGAUCCCAUACUGACUAUAUGUUCUUAUCAUUCCGUCAAGGAUCCAUUUAUAUUGCCAACAGAUCGUUCAGCCCAGGGCCAGGCUUCAUUUCAACGCAAAUCAUUUGCCGGGCAAUCGUUUAGUGAUCAAAUGGGUAUAUUGGCCUUGUAUAAGGCGUAUAUGGAAAUACGUCACAACCCGCGGAAGGUGAGAGAAUUCUGUAAUAAAUACUUCCUUUCACAUUCGGCCAUGGAAAUGUUCUGUGCCACACGUAAACAAAUCAAUGAUGUUAUGAAGAAUAAAUUCAAUAUCAAUUAUAUGGAUAAAAUGUUUAACAACGAUUGGCAUAUGAUACAAUUGUGUUUGGUGGCGGGUUUUUAUCCAAAUGUGGCAUUAAUCGAUCGCAAAGAAUUUAAAUUAAUAUGUGGAGCAGAGAAGCAAUUGAUUUUGCAAAGAUCAUCGGCCCUGAAUCCGCCUGGCAAGAAACAUCUAAAGGAGUUUAUUAAUCAAAUGCCACACGAUUGGAUUGUGUUUUAUGAGAAGUCGCGUAUCUCCAACACGUGUACGAUUAAUAUGAACACCGUUGUUCCCGCAUUGAUGAUUGCCCUACAAUGUGGUCGUGAUUGUGAGGUAUUGAAUAGUAUGGCUGGCGGUGUAUAUGGUGAGGAGGAGGACUAUGGGGAUGAUGAUGACGACGACGAUGGGGAUUAUGAAGAUGAUGAGGCCGCAGCGGCGGCAGGUGAUGAUGCAAAUGCCUCAGAUUCGGAAUCCUCUGAAAAAUCCCUUAAUACAUCAAAUUCUCCCCCCGUACCUACAAAUGAUUUCGAAGCACUGCAACUGAAAUUGGCCAAGACCAUGGAAAACAUAUCGCUGAGUAAAGCCAAUAGUAAAAGUAUUUUAUCAUUGGAUAAUUGGAUCCGAUUUGAAUUAUCAUCGGGCGAUGCCAAGCUGUUGUUGCUUAUGCGCAUUGCCCUGCAUACCCAGUUUCAGGCAUUUUUAAGAACUGGCCCCAAUACGAAUACAUCUAAUGUAGCUUAUUGUUUGCAAAAAUUAUUGCAUUCUCUAAACAACAAUGGUCAAGUAAUGAAAUUUUCAGUUUAAC